AUGACAGCCAAAGGGUACUCGAGUUCUGAACACAACUGGAAGUUAUUGUAUCGCACCUUCACUGAGCACUACAUCAAAGCACUGGAUAAGAGUGUAACUGUCAGUGAACUGCAGAAUCGAUUCCCAUUCACCGAUUUCUUCAACCAAUUGCUGGUAAAUCCAAUCAAUGGUCUCUACGAUCAAGUGAUGAAAUUUAGGGAUCAGUUUGUGUCCAAACUAUUGGCGAACAAAGAUUGUGGCAAACAAUAUAAGAUAAUGGAGCGAACGAUUCAACAGCAAAGAUAUGAGGAAUGGCUGCGUAAUCGGCGGAAUGGCUUUCAGACGAGAUUGGAGUCUAAUAUCGUUGACAUUAAACGACUGAAUCUAAUGGUUAGAGUGAUCAGUGAAUUGAAACUCACUUCAAAAAACCACGAAUCGUCUAAUCUCUUCGCGAAGAUAUCAAAUAAAUUGCUUGAAAACGGCAUUAAUUGGGAACCGCAUGAAUGUCGGCGAACACUAUGUCAUUGGAUUGAGUUUUAUGAGAGGAAUUACGACAACUAUAAGCUGUCUGUGAAAGAGGGCAACAGAAUCGUUGAAUACAUCUAUCAAUACCUCAAUUCCAUAGACAAUGCAAAUGAUUUGAACAAAUAUUAUGUUCAGACAAAUACUUUCCUCAAAGUGUCUGAUCUCGGAGAUGGUGAGAGCACUGUUGCCAUUGAUGUUCACAAAACCAUUACUGCAUUGAAUACGAUUGAAUCCAUUGGUGUCAAUGGGCACGGACUCAAUGCACCGCCCAUUCAAAUGUAUACCGAUUUGUUAACCAUUUGUAUGGAUUACUCACAAAAUAAUUGUGAUUUAAUCACUAAAUACGAGUGGAUUCAUGUAAUCGAUAAGCGAAUGGUAGCCAAAGGAUACACCAGUUCUGGCAACAAAUGGAUGGCUCUGAAUAAAAGUAUGACUCUCAAUGAACUGCAAAAUGAGUUCCCAUUCGCCCAUAUCUUCAACCAAUUGAUAUUCAAUCCAAUCAAUAGUCACUACAAUCUGUUGAUGCAAUCGCGACAACAAUUUAUGUCCAAACUAUUGAAGAACAAAGAGUUUGGUCCACACUAUGAGACAAUGGAGCGAACCAUUGAACAGCAAACUCACCAGAAUUUGUUGCGUUAUCGACGGAACAGCUUUCAGAAGCGAUUGGAGACUAAUAUCGUUGACAUUAAACGACUGAAUCUAAUGGUUCAAGUGAUCAGUGAAUUGAAACGCAUACCAAAACACGAAGAAUCGUCUCAUCUUUUUGAGAAGAUAUCAUAUAAAUUGCAUAAAAAUGGCAUUCAUUGUGUACCGUAUGAAUGUCAGCGAUCUCUCUGUCGUUGGAUUGAGUUUUAUGAGAGGAAUUACGACAAUUAUAAGCUGUCAGUGAAAGAGGGCAACAAAAUCGUUGAAUACAUCUAUCAAUCAUUGAAUUCCAUUGCUAUGUAUUCAUCGGAUUUGAAACUACUUUUCAGUAAAGAUAAACCCAUUUUGCAUUCAUUG
Messenger RNA from Oppiella nova, 1506 nucleotides. NCBI's taxonomy places the organism in Eukaryota, Metazoa, Arthropoda, Arachnida, Sarcoptiformes, Oppiidae. The record is from the annotation of a GenBank genome assembly.